This is a messenger RNA of Setaria italica (foxtail millet), 924 nucleotides long. Its product is annotated as mitochondrial intermembrane space import and assembly protein 40 homolog. Gene Ontology annotation, cellular component: mitochondrial intermembrane space. The coding region runs from base 149 to 604 and encodes 151 amino acids. Gene Ontology annotation, biological process: protein import into mitochondrial intermembrane space. The record is from RefSeq and is a predicted model, not a curated record. NCBI's taxonomy places the organism in Eukaryota, Viridiplantae, Streptophyta, Magnoliopsida, Poales, Poaceae. The transcript is spliced from 4 exons. Gene Ontology annotation, molecular function: protein-disulfide reductase activity.
CCGGCUUGGUGGUGCCGCCGGCUCGACUUGACCAACGCUCCCAGGUUCCAACUGACGCCGCCUCCCGGUCGCUCUCGCUGCCAUUGGCCAUUGCUGGGGUAGAGACCAGGUUGGCCGCCCCCUGCUCCCGCUCCCUCUGCGUAUCUCCAUGGGCCAAGGCCAGAGUCAGUCCGCCCCUCCGGCGGAGGAGCCUUCUCCGCCCGCCGUGGAGCCGUCCUCGCCGUCUCCUGCUCCUGCCCCGGCGUCCUCCUCCCUCGAGGCGCUCGCCGCAGAGGCAAUGUCAUUUGAUGAGGGUGACACUGCGGAGUCAAUUGAUGAGAAGGUACAGAAAGCUCUGGAGUGUCCGUGUGUGGCUGAUUUGAAAAAUGGUCCUUGUGGAGGCCCAUUUGUAGCUGCAUUUUCCUGCUUCCUUAGGAGCACAGAAGAAGAGAAGGGAUCAGAUUGUGUGAGCCCCUUUAUCGCAUUGCAGGACUGCAUCAAAGCAAAUCCAGAGGCAUUUUCUAAGGAGAUUUUGGAGGAAGAGGAGAAUGAUGAGGAAGCAGAGAAGUCCAACCUGAAAGUUAGAGCUCCAGCAUGGUCUAGAGAAUCCAAGCCCAAGGCUUGAGAUUUCAUGGAAUUAACUGAUGAUACUGAGAUUCAUCCAGUUCAUGCACUUCACCUUAUUCCUUGUUCCUCUGAUAAGUUCUUCAGUAGACAGUUGUAGAUUGAUUUCAGAGAGCAGAGAGCCAAAGAGGCAUCUGAAAUCCAUCCGCAGAAAUACAUAUACUUUGUAUGGUAGAAAUGCUCUGGUGUAUUUCCUUUGCGAAUAUACACGUUACUUUGACCGGAAGCGACAAAUUUGUAAUCUAUAAAUAAUUGGGAGUUGGGAUUUGGAGUGCCAUACGAGCAAGUAAAGUUUUGCGAAGAAUCAGUUCCAUGAUGAUA